Molecule: messenger RNA, 600 nt
Organism: Phytophthora sojae
Lineage: Eukaryota; Oomycota; Peronosporomycetes; Peronosporales; Peronosporaceae
Exons: 1
Source: RefSeq, a predicted model, not a curated record
GCCUCGGCCGCCAAGAACCGCCGCUUCAGCCUCGACCAGAGCGCCGUCUCGUCCGUCGUCUACUGCGAGGGCUACGCGCGCAUCAAGCGCCGCAACGUGCUGACCUGGAACACGCGCUUCCUCGUGCUCAGCGACACGGAGCUGCUGGUCUUCCAGAACAAGCAGGACGCCAGCUACCGCCGCAACGUGCUCGAGACGCUCGAGCUCGCGAGCGGCCGCGUGGGCCCCAAGACGGACUUGGGCAUCGAGUUCACGUUCGCGGACGGCCGCGAGAUGCUCGGCCGCGUUUUCAGCCGCGCGGACCAGGCGCAGUGGGUCUCGGCCUUCUACCAGCUGGCCAUGCGCAGCGAGGUGCGGCGCGUCAAGAGCGCCUCCAUGGAGGAGCAGGGCGAGGUCGAGAAGCGCCGCGUUUCGUUCUUCGGCAGCGUGCUCGUGCGCACCAUCCCGACGGUGCCCGACGACCAGGUGCCCGAGCUCUUCUACAGCAAGAAGGACGUCGAGAAGUUCUCGGAGCAGGCCUCGAGUCUGCGCAGCCGCACGGGCGACGCCGUGUCGCUCGUGUUCCGCAAGCCCACGCUGCCGUGGCGCCGCCAGGUCGUG